Oryza brachyantha (malo sina) is the source of this 1675-nucleotide messenger RNA. RefSeq names its product nuclear speckle splicing regulatory protein 1-like. The record is from RefSeq and is a predicted model, not a curated record. The coding region runs from base 289 to 1278 and encodes 329 amino acids. Gene Ontology annotation, biological process: regulation of alternative mRNA splicing, via spliceosome. The transcript is spliced from 4 exons. NCBI's taxonomy places the organism in Eukaryota, Viridiplantae, Streptophyta, Magnoliopsida, Poales, Poaceae.
ACUACGAUACGUGGAUUUCGCUUAAUUACUCGUCUUUCUCGUGAUCCUGCUGGUCGCCGCCGCCCGCCGUCCGGCCGCUCCGUCGCCAUCGUUCGCCGGCUCUAUCAGCCCCGGAUUCACCCGCUGCUUCCGGUCUCAUCACCGCCGCUUCCCCUUGCCGAGCCCCUAGGGUUUUCUCCGCGUCAGGCCGCCUCAGCUCCUCCCCUUGCCCCCCCCCCCCCCCCCCCCCCCCCCGACCCUAGGGUUUGCUCCGAGUCGAAUCCCGGCACUCAGACGCGGAACGCCGCGAUGCAGAGGUACGGGCUGCAGCUCCGCACGAAGCCGGGGGCGUCCUCGUCGUCGCGGGGGCCCCCGCCGCCGCCGGCCCGCCCGCUGCCGGCCUUCGCCGAUGACGGCGACGACGACGACGUGGAGGCCGACAUCCUCCGCCAGUCCUACAAGAAGCGAGCCCAGAAGAAGGUGGAAGAGCAGCAGAAGAAGGCCAUGGAAGAGGAUCCCUCGGUGUUCGCUUAUGACGAGGUUUAUGACGAAAUGAAGGAGAAGGCCGCCCGCCCCAAGAUGCAGGACAGGGUCGUUCGUGAGUCAAAAUACAUUGCUGCACUUAAGGAGAAAGCCGAACAGCGUAAACGAGAGCAGGACAUAAUUUAUGAGAGGAAGCUUCAAAAAGAAAGGAGUAAGGAAGAUCACCUGUAUGGUGACAAGGAUAAAUUUGUUACAUCUGCCUACCGGAAGAAACUGGAGGAGGAGCGGAAAUGGCUGGAGGAAGAGAAGCAGCGCCAGCUUCAAGAAGAAAAGGAAGAUGUUACUAAGAAGAAAGACUUGAGCGAUUUUUACUUUGGACUUCAGAACAAUGUUGCUUUCGGUGCACAGACACAUGACAAUACAAAACAUGCUAAACCUGAAAAGGUGGACAAUAAAGAACAAGUUAAAAUUAGCAAGGUCGGUGCUGAAGCAUCUGAUCGCUCUCCUAAGCGCAAAAGGGACUCCAGUGCAGGAACAGAGAUGGCCAAUGAAAGUAGAACUGUGGAAGAACCUGCUGCAACUCAAUCAAGGGAUUCAGCUGCUGCUAGAUCUACCGAGCAAAGUGCAGAUGUUUCCUUGGAUGCUUCUCAGACACAGACACCACAAAACACUCAACCAGCUCCUCAGACUGAGUCCCCACAGAAUUCUCAACCAGCACAGAUCACAGAUGAACACUAUAAGAGAAAUGCUGAUGCACUUGCUGCUGCCAGAGAAAGAGCUCUGGCGCGGAAGAGAGCGAAAGCGCAGCAGAUAUGAAGAGGCAGAAAUGCUCACCAAGCUAUAGAGGGUUUUACUGUUCCAGCCUUUCCAGCAUACCCUUUGGUUUGAUAUGCAUGAUGCUCUACGCCUCUACCUUACCUGAUCAAGAUGUGCAUUCAACCAUUCAACAUUAGAAUGUCCCAUUCUGCUUUGUUGAGCAUUUGUGCUGCUGGAAGUUGGGAAAUAACUUGGCAAUGUGAAAUGAUGGUUGCGUUUGUGCUCAUUGAUGUAUACCGUUGUACUUUUGUAACUAAAAUGAGUGAAUGCAAUAUGAUUUCUGUUAUGGCACAAAUUUGUACUAGUUACAUUGCGGUCCAUGGUAAAUGGGAUUACUUUUAUCUUGUUCUGACUUAUGCAACCUCCGCAAUGACAUUUUUCAGUACUAGUUACAUUC